Molecule: messenger RNA, 2370 nt
Organism: Cokeromyces recurvatus
Lineage: Eukaryota; Fungi; Mucoromycota; Mucoromycetes; Mucorales; Mucoraceae
Product: VTC domain-containing protein
Exons: 4
Coding region: 29-2263 (744 amino acids)
Cellular component (GO): vacuolar transporter chaperone complex; fungal-type vacuole membrane
Source: RefSeq, a predicted model, not a curated record
UUUUUUUUUUAUUUCCCUACCUUUUUAAAUGAAAUUCGGUGACCAUUUACAACAAGAAAUUUUUCCACCUUGGCAACUUAAAACUCGACAACUUGACCAUCAAUGGAACGGAGAAGAUGAAGAUGAAUUUAUCAAUAAACUCGAAAAUGAAUUAGAAAAAGUAUAUGAUUUUGUAUCUGCCAAAUUAAGUGAAGUAGAGGCAAGAAUUAGUUAUUGUGAACGUACAAUCCAGACAUUUAUCGAUAAUCCUAGUUGGUCUUCAGAUCAAAACUGGACUCUUAUGAACGAUGCGUUGACAGAAGUUUUAUUUGAUGUAAACGAUUUAGCUAAAUUUACAAGGCUGAAUUAUAUCGGCUUUCAAAAAAUAAUUAAAAAACAUGACAAAUGGACUGGACUCAAUCUUAAACAGGACUUUAUUCCUCAACUGAGAAAUAAACCAUUAGAUAAACAAAGAUUCGAUGUAGCCAUUGUCUUUAUUUCAGCGCUACAUGAUAUUUGCCGUCAACGUGGGAAGCCUCGUCCAAGUAGUACCUAUACAACCAACUCUCAAAUUUCUUCUACAGACAAGUCUAUUGUCAAAUAUUGGAUUCACCCCGAUAAUAUUACUGAAGUAAAAUCGAUUAUCAUGCUUCAUCUACCAGUCUCUAUUUAUAACAAAGAGAAGCGUUAUGAGGCCUCUGAUUCUGCCAUCUCUAGUAUUUAUUUUGAUAAUGAAGAAUUUGGUCUUUAUACAGGCCUCUUACAGCGAGAUGAAGGCGCUGAAGCGAUUCGAUUCAAGUGGCACGGCCCUACUUCAACUCCCGAUGUCUAUCUCGAACGUUGCACAUAUCAUGCAGAGUGGGCGGAUGGACAAUCGAUAAAGGAGCGUAUCGAAUUCGUGAGUGAUGAUGUAUCCAAAUUUAUCAAGGGUGCCCUUACAGCCGAGGAAUACACAAAUCGACUUCGAGCAAAAGGAAUGAAUGCUAAUCUUGUCGAUGAUUGCCAAUUUAUUUCCUCUGGAGUUGAAAAGUCCAUUGCAGAAAAGAAAUUAAAACCUAUGUGUCGUGUGUUCUACAAUCGUACUACCUUUCAAUUGCCCGAAGAUCCUGAUGUCUGUAUUCAUGUUGAUAAUGACCUGACCUUUAUUCGUGAAGAUAACUUUGAUGGUAUCAUUCGUCGAGGACUAGAUGACUGGCGUCGUCCUGACGUUGGUAUUGACUAUCCUUUUAGUUAUCUUGAUGAAUCAGAUGUCUUGCGUUUUCCCUAUGCUGUAUUAGAAAGUAAAGUAGAGAAAAAGCCCCCCGCAUGGCUUACGAAACUUUUGUCAUCACAUCUUGUCCAUGAGGUGCCUCAUUUCUCUAAAUAUUUGCAUGGUGCAUCUUAUCUUUUCCGUGAUCGUAUCCCACUAUUGCCCUGGUGGCUCUCUGAGAUGGAAAUAGAUAUUCGUAAACCACGUGCUACUAACUUUGGUCUCUCUCGAUCAAAGUCCUUUCAACCACUCAUUGAUGGUCAAUACCGUCGUGCUAUGGAGGCAGAACAAUUACGUAUGGAUCUCGUGAAUGAAACAGUACAAAUGGAAAAAAAGAGUAUGGAAAGUUUGAAUAGUGGACGAUCAUCAGAGAAAUUGAUAAAUAACAAUGAUAUCAAAAAAUCACCUUCAAACGAUGGCGUUGAGCUUAUAGACGUGAACACAAAUAUCGUGACAAGAUCAGAUAGUAGCAAUUGGAAUAAUCGACCUCAUCGUAUGCAAUCUACCUUAGUAGUUAAAGGGGAUGAUCCUCUUAAUUAUGGUCCAAUAAAUAGAAAGUCGAUUAAUCCGGAUGAAAUGAGUGCUCUAGGUGAAGAAAUCAUCUUUAAUAAUGGAGAGACAUCGAGUGGUAAAAAUGAGAAGGGAGGGAAAAAAUUAUUCGAAAAUACCAAUAUGUAUGUCAAAGACCCUAACAAUCCUAAUAAUGUGAUCCCAGUUAAGAAAGUUAAAGUAGAACCUAAAGUAUUCUUCUCAAACGAACGUACUUUUAUUUCAUGGCUUCAAUUUUGUGCUUUGCUUUUGUCCGUUGCUUUGAAUUUACUUAAUUUCGGUGAUUUAGUAUCUCGUAUCGCUGGUGCUAUAUUUAUUGGUAUUUCUGCAGGUAUUGCUAUCUACGCCUUAUUCCAAUUUGAAAGACGUGCUUGGAUGAUUAAUCGACGUAUUGUUGGUCGUUAUGAUGACCUUUGGGGUCCUGCAGUUCUCUGUAUACUUUUAGUUGCUGCCUUAGCUGUUAACUUUUAUCUUCGUUUCCGUUAAACCUUUAAAUUUUUUUUUUUUUUUGUAUUAUAUUGUUCACUUGACCUAUACCUAAUUAUUAGCCAUUUUCUUUUGUUUUUGUAUUAUUCUUAAAUAAAAUACAUUAC